CACGUCUCCCCUUCUCGCAUUCCUCGUUCAGCCUUUCGGACGCACUGGGAAGCAGAGGUUUCGAACGCGCUCUUGCACUCGAGGAAAAUUCUGUGCACCGAAUUCUGAAAUUCCGAUUCUGGAACGGAUAUUUGUUACGCAGUUUUUAUAUAUAUCAACUGAGAAAUUGAAUUACUUUUUUGUUUUGUUUUACAUAUACAUAUAUUCCUUCUGUAGUUAAGUAAUUCUAGAACUCAGUCUCAGUUAAAUGUGAGCGAGAGCUGUGCGAAAUGACCAAAAAACAGCGAAAAGAUUUGCUUGUGAUUUUGGCUUAAGAUUCUGUGAAGAAAAUUGACUUUCGAGAUUUGCGAGGAACUUCAUCUCUCGAAAAGGCCAGAUGGAUCCCGGGAAAAUCUUCCAAAUUAUAACCAACAGCACUUUGCUUGCGACCCGGCUACUGAGCGGGUCUGGCGUGGCGGCGCUCGGAUUUACGGAACCUCGCUACUGUGCCGUCCUCAGCGAAGACGCGCCCCUCGCCGCCGCCGUCACCACCGUCAGCGCCAUCCACAAGCAAGAUGAGGUCGUGAGGUACAGCAUCACGGGAGGCAACAGAGACGGCCUCUUCACCAUCGACCAGAACACAGGAGUCAUCACUCUGGCCGCAGGGCUCGAUUAUGAAAUGCAUGAUAAGCACGAGUUGGUCGUGGCGGGCGAGGCGGGGGGCCUCGUCGUACACACCAUCGUACAGGUGCGGGUCGUCGACGUGAACGACAACGCGCCGUUCUUCGUGACCCCUGACCCCGAGGUCACGCUCGUCGAGGAAGACGACCACGACCUCCCACAGACGCUCAUCAAGGUGGAGGCGACGGACCGGGACGCGAUGGACCACCAGGGGCUGCUCUACACAGUGCGGGGGGACGGGGUGGACGGCUACCCCCCCGCCCAGGCCUUCUUCGCCAUCAACUCGAAGACGGGGGAACUGCAUCUGCUGCGGGCGCUGGACCGGGACCCCCCCUUCGGCCGGAGUGUGUGGAGGGUGCGAGUUCAGGUGCGCGACGGACAAGCCCUAUGGAGUCGCCAAGGGGACGGCGAGUACCAGGAGUCCUUCAUCAGGCAACCUCGCUCGCCAGAGGAUGCGGCAACGGCGACUUCGGAAGAAAAGGCUGGGAGUGGUUUGCCCGUUAGUGGUUUUGGCAAUCAGUCUUUCGUCAGCAUCAGUUCUCUUAACUCUACGAAUCGCAAACAUGGGUAUUAUUUUUACGAGCACUUCAGUCACAUCAACGACCGUCAGAACGCCAGAUACUCUUCCUUAUCCACGCAGUAUCUGAACACUGGACAAAAUCUCAACAAAAUGCAAGCGGCUAAGACCAAAAGUGGGAUUGAAAGUGAUAUUUCAAGACAGACGAAGGCGGGGAAGAGAGGCUUCCGCUCAACCUCCGCGCUCCGCAUUCGAGACAUUCCCCCUCCUCGCACCUCCUCCUCGUCCGCCGUCGGUGUCGCGAGGACAGACGAGCGGACAGAUUGCAGCAUUUGCAUCGCGAACUCGUCGCCGGCAUCGUCCAAGAGGGGAGACCUCAGUCGUACCUCGACGCAUCCUGAGAAAGGCGGCUUUUCGGAGUCACCGAAGGAGAGCAACGGCCGCGUCCUGCAGGGUGAGCGCUCUCCAGAGGACACGACGGGAAGUGAAACAGUCCGAACGCCAUCUCCGUCACCUCGAGCCGCAGUGACAGAGACGUAUCGCGCGGGCGGCGGUGUCGCACGCAGGCUGAGAGUGCGGCCAUUAUUCACAAGUCAGAGGGAGAUAAAGGAUAAACCCAUUGGAGCAGAAAAGAGAAGGAAUGGCGAUAUUUACGGCGUUUCUAACCCUGAUGAAAUUCCCCCGCCGCGACUGUGGAUCAAUGAGCAAAGUCGCUCCAAUUAUUUUUCAACUUUUUACCACAAGAGGACGACGGCGGCAAGACAGAGGCCCCGCGAGAGGUCACGCCUCCACGACGCAACUGACACGGAAAAACACGAACGCCCUCCGAGAUCUGAGCCGCGGGACGCCGUCCGAGGCGCACCCGACGCCCCCCUCGCCUCCUUCCCUCGAAGUCCCCAUCAUUCCUCCGCUCUCAGACGAACCAGGGAAGCCGAGCUCGAAGACGACGACAAACUCUUCGGCUUUUCCGAGGGCGACGCUAACGACGCCGACGAAAGCAAGUGCGAAGACGUUAGCUCCUUCGCCCAGGACCAGAAAGAGGAAGGGCAGGAGUGGCUUCUGAAACCUGCGGAGCGCGUGGUGCACGUGGUGGAGACGGUGGUGACGGUGCUUCUGAAGGACAUCAACGACAACCCGCCGGUCUUCCCCAACGCCACCAUGUACGGCGAAGUCCAGGAGAACGGCCCCAUCAACCUCUCCGUCUGCGUCGUCUCCGCCUGGGAUGCAGACGACGACAGCGAGGGAGUGAACGCGAGAAUCAGCUACUCGAUCGAAGAGAACGCCUUCCACGAAACCACAGGAGAACCCAUCUUUUCCCUCGAGCCCCAGUCCGGUCUGGUGAGCACGGCGGUCUGCUGUCUGGACCGCGAGACCACGCCCGAGUACUUCCUCCGUGUGCUGGCCACCGACGGAGGGGGUCUCCAGGGGACGGGCACGGUUGUGGUGCGGCUGACGGAUGUGAACGACAACGCCCCCCGCCUGACGCAGCGCCUGUGGCAAGUGGAUGUGAACGAGACGUGGGGCGCCGGCCCCCCCGACGGCUCCUCGCUCCUGGAGAUCACGGCCGCCGAUCUAGAUACGGCCAACUAUUUCUUUUAUCGCGUGGUGGAGCGGAGCGGGUGGGGGUGGGAGCACUUCGGCGUGAGGGCGGAGGGCGCUGUGGGCCAUCUCUACGCCCGCCAGACACUCGACUACGAGGACGAGAACCAUAGGAGGGGAUUCAAGUUCAUGGUCCAAGUCACGGACAGGGGACGCGGGGGCUGGGAGGACACGCGGCACACGGACACGGCCUGGGUCUCCGUCAAGCUCCGAGAUCUCAACGACAACCCGCCCACGUUCUCUCGCUCGCACGCCCACGUCACGGUGCAGGAGGACGCCGCCCCCGGCACUGUCCUGGCCGUCCUCACCGCCCAGGAUCCGGAUAUGGACGGCCAGGAGGGCGUCGAGUACCGCGUGGAGAGUGCGUGGGAGUCCCUCAACGUGAAUGCCGACGGCGAGGUGAGGCUGUGGCGCCGCCUAGACCGAGAAGCUCCUGGCGGGGCCGAGGGCGUUGCCAGAAUCAUCGGCGUCGACAAUGGGCGGCCGCCCUUGUCUGCCACCGCCACGCUCACCAUCACCGUGACGGAUGUCAACGACUGCCCCCCGCGCCUCCUGCCGCCCACGGUCGUGCACGUGACAGAGAGCAGCCCGCCCACGCGCCUGGCCACCCUCACUGCCACCGACCUGGACGUGUGGGCGAUGGGCCACGGACCGCCCUUCAACAUCUCCCUGGCUCCAAGCAACCCCGCCCACAUCAAGGCGCUCAUCAAGGUCAAAUUCAGGCAGAAUCUCGAUAGUGGGCGUGGUGGGGCAGAGGUGUGGACGACCGGCUCCGUUGACAGGGAAGAACACAGACGACUUGAUGUGCAGGUGUGGCUGUCAGACGCAGGUGGGAUGUCAGCAACAGAAGUCCUGACCGUUAUUGUCGAUGACAUCAACGACAACCUGAUGAGACCUGCUUCCAAAAAUGUCUACCUGUGUAAGCCUCGUGGCGGGGGAUCGGAUGCUCCCUUAGGACGCGUUUAUGUGGAUGAUCCUGAUGACUGGGACGUCAGGGACAAAGUGUUCGAGUGGGUCGGCGCCCCCCACCCCCUAUUCACUCUCAAUCGGAACACUGGAGACAUCUUCGCGUCGAGCCAAGUUAGGGAGGGGAGGCACCAGCUGCAGUUCACCGUCAGCGACCGGCUCUGGGGACAGCGUGGAGUGUCGGCGAAUGUUACUGUAACUGUGAAACUGUUAACGGACGAUUCCCUGACACACGCCACGCCACUGACUAUCUCGCCCAUAAGCCCUGCGGUGUUGACUAAAGGAUGGACGCCCAUGCGCGGAGGGGGCGUGCUGGGUCGCCUGGUGGAGGGGAUCCUUCGCGCCGUGGGUAAAGACGCCCACGUGGUCGAGGUGGUGAGCGUGCACGACGCCCGCCGCCCUCCGUUCCCGCUCGACGCCCCACCCAACGCCACGUCGACCUUCUUCCAGACGCCUCCGCCCUCGUUCGUGUCCCCCGCGACGUCCUCCUCCGACGCCUCCGCCCGGUCUGCGUGCGUGUGGGUGAGCGUCAGGGAGGCAAUGGGGGGCUUCAUCAACCCCGUGAAGCUCCAGGGACUUCUGCAGCUUCAUUCCGCCGAGGUUUCCAAAGCGGUCAAUUUGACGGUGACGGCGAAGGACUCGGAGAAGUUGGCGUCCUUCCCUAAGCAGCUGGAGGACACGAGGGUGCCUCUCGACCGUCACCCAGGCUCACAGGACACCCAGGAACCCUCCUCAGCCGCUUCGUUGUCCUCGUCACCCGUCCCGCUGCAGGUGGUGGACAUCAACGCCACGUCCUUGGUGACCCCGCGCCUCGCCCACGCCCAUCGCUGCCACGCCCUCGAGUACGACACUUGCACGCCCGCGACCUGUCUCAAUGGAGGUCGUUGCGUCGGAGCCCAUGGGGAAAGCAGGUGCGUGUGCCCCGGAGGUUCCGACGGCCCCCAGUGCAAGGUCCUCUCCCGCUCCUUCUCGGGGGCAGGCUGGGUGUGGGUCAAGGCCCUCCCCCCGUGUCUCCCCACCACCAUAUCCUUCCGCCUCCUCACCCAGCGCCCCCACGCCCUCGUCCUGUACUCCGGCCCCCUCGCGCCCACCUUCCCCCGUCGCGAGAGGAGGACGCCCACGCCGCUAUUGGCCGUACAGGUGCGGGAUGGGCGGCCUCAGGUGCUGCUCUACGGCGGGGGCGGUCAACUCAAGCUGUCUGUGAAUGCCACGGUGCACGACGGGCAGUGGCACACCAUCUACGUGCGGAUUCACUCCAAGGGCGUGGUCGUGUCCGUGGACCUCUGCGGCCGCGACGACGGGUCCCCCUGCGUGGCGAAAGCGACGUGGGGCGUCCCCGCCGAGACGCAGCCCUGGUUCGGCUCCAGCCCCCUGCAGGUGGGCGGCCUGGCUCAUUCGCGCCCGCGCCCCGAGGAUCACGGAUGGGACGAGGCGCCGACGAUUCGCCCGCUGGACGGCUGCAUCUCGCACCUGCGGGUCAAUAGUCAGCUCGUGGACCUGGGCGAGCCGCCCUACGCCAAAGGCAGUGUGGCCGGGUGUCGGGCGCAGGAGGCGGCGUGCGAGGGCGGCAGGGGCGCGUGCGGCUUCCGCGGACGGUGCGUCGGCGGCCACGCGGAGCCUGAGUGCGAGUGCGACCCUGGGUGGACGGGCCCCAGGUGCGCCACGCCCACGGUGCCGGCUCUCUUCGGUUCGUCCUCCUACGUGAAGAUGGCGCUGACGGUGGCCGUGCCGACGCACGAGGUGCGAGUGCAGCUGCGCGUGAGGACGCGCGACCUGAGAGACGGCCCGCUGCUCCAGCUCGCCUCGCGGCACCACCUGGCGACCCUCUCCCUCCACCUGCGGGCCGGCAUGGCGUGCGCGUCCCUGGGCGGAGGCAGCCGCUUGCCGCAGUCGGUGUGCGUUGAGGGGCGCCCCAUCGACGACGGCGCGUGGCACACCGUGCGGGCAGAGCGCCACGGACAUAACCUGCUGGUGAGCGUAGACGACGGCGACGGCUGGAGGAGGAACGAGUCGCUGGUGACCCUGGAGGAGGGGGCCGUGGGGCGCGGCUGGGACCCUCCCGUCGCGUCCCCCUCGACGGACCGCGAGGACAUCACGGUGGGCGCCGCAGCAGAGGCGGCGGACGGCGGCGUCGAUUCCUCUGACUCGGAAAAACACACCUGCAUUGACGACGUGAGAGUGGCUGGCCGCCCACUCCCGCUGCCUCCGGCAGUAAACGUGACAUCGUGGGCGAGAGUGACAGCCGUGCACCAGCUGGAGGUCGGGUGCCCAGCUGCCGCCGAUGCCUGUACCAACACCACCAGCUGCCCGACACCCCUCUCCUGCUUCUCCAGCUGGGGGCGGGCCUCUUGCAGCUGCGGCCCGGGCCGUCAGCUGGUGGGCCGCACGUGCCAGGACGUGGACGAGUGCGCGUGGCGGCCCUGCUUGCACGGAGGCUCCUGCCAGAACCUGCGGCCCGGCUUCCUGUGCGUGUGCGGCCCGGGCCACGCGGGCGACUACUGCCAGUGGGCCAAGGUGGAUUCCGCAGCCUACCCUCUCACGGGCCCGCUGGCCAUCGUGGCCCUAACUCUGUCUGUGAUCUUUGUGGUGGUGGUGGGCGUCGUGUUCUCCGUGAAGCUCCACCGCCACUGGCACAGCGGCGGCGUGAGGGCGGGCAGCGGUAGCGGCGGCGGCGGAGGCGGUGGGGGCGGCGGGGUGUGUAGCGGCGAAGGAGGAGGGACAGAAAAAGGCGCUGACGAAGGAGGGACGUUCCUGAAGGAGAAGGGAGACCCAGAGGACGCCAGGGGGAAGAAUCGACACAGCUUUCUGGGACGUCUGAGCCACAUGGUGCCCGCGCUGAGGACGCCCAAGGGAGGUCCGACGCCCCUCCCGACGAAGGGAGACACCAUAAUCCCCGAGAAACUCGCCCGCACGAGCCUCCCGGAGCCCGAGGAAUCGCCCGACCCAGCGCCCGCGGCUCAGCCAUCCGGGACUUCGCUGCCUCCAGGAUCCGACCCCCUUCUGGCGUCUCUUCCGCCGGACUCGAUCCUCUGCAAGGACGAUCUGCGCGCCUAUGCCUACGAGGGGGAUGGAUCGUCCUCGGUCUCCGCGCUCUCGGUCAUAUCAGGCCUGCGGGCGGAGCAGACGGAGGAGGGCGGCAUCAGGCCCCUGGUGCCGGGCUUCCUCGACGUCCUGGACCUCUUGCGGCACCUCCCCGACGGCCCGAGGUCCCCCCCACUCCACGGUGCCAGAACCAAGUGCCAAGGUAGCCCAUCGGCCGGUGCCAGUGCCAGCGCGUCACCCGUUCGCUCUGCGGGCCUCCCCCCUACUCCGGCCUCUGCGCCUUCCUCUGCCGGAGUCGCUGACGAAGGGGAAUCGUCUCCCAAGCCCUACGGUGUUGCGUCUUCCUCGCCCCGACCCUCCGCUGCUGCUGCCCCGCCUGCCACCCCGGCCCCCUGCGCUGCCCCCCCAAGCGGCCCCUCCACCUUCCCCAGAUGCCCCCCCAGCCUCGCCGCCUGCCCCGCCGUCAAGCCCAGCACCUCCACGCCCUCCCUCGCCGCCCCCUGCCCUCCCGGGCCCACCCCCCACAGCGCCUCCCUGAGCGCCCUCGCCGCCGGCAGAGCGCCCUCGGGAGCGCCGGCGGAGGAGCAGUUCACGAUAUGCUGACGCGCCAAGACCCUUUCUAAAGACCCUCAGCUUGGACAAAGAGAAAAAUAAUGAUAAAAAGAAUAAUUUCAUAUUCUCUUAAAUAUUUUCUGUAUUUCGAUUUCUAUGAAUAAGUGUAAAGAAAAGAUAUAUUCCUAGUAUUUUAUGAAGAAUAUCUGUGAGAUGGAUCAGUGUGAUGUUAGAUGUGAUCGUGUGUGGAAAUGUGACUUGUACAAACUUAAAAAGAUAAAACAUAACAACUAAAAAGGGGGAAAAUCUACUCUAAAUCUGACUAGCCUUCUCCGCGUAGGAAAAAACACCACGAAACCCAUUUAAAAGAAGCGUGAUUAGAAUCGGUUAUAUCUUCACUAUCUCGAGACUUUUUCCUCAUGAAUUUUCUUUAUAUAUAUAUACCUCAUGUAAUCUACUCUGCAUCUAAGUAUACACCGCGGUAUGUUCGAGCCCUGUUGUGUGGCUUCGGGAAAUGACUGUGGUCGUAGUUGGUCUAAAUUAAUGUAGAAGAAAUACAAAGGCUGUGUCGGUUUCCUUGAAGAUGUCUGGUCACUACUUGGGUGGAUAUUUCUUACGUUUUGUAACAUGCAUAAAGUAAUGAAGUGUU
Messenger RNA from Penaeus chinensis, 7985 nucleotides. Its product is annotated as putative neural-cadherin 2. Gene Ontology annotation, cellular component: plasma membrane. The coding region runs from base 377 to 7387 and encodes 2336 amino acids. The record is from RefSeq and is a predicted model, not a curated record. Gene Ontology annotation, molecular function: calcium ion binding. Gene Ontology annotation, biological process: homophilic cell-cell adhesion. Lineage: Eukaryota; Metazoa; Arthropoda; Malacostraca; Decapoda; Penaeidae. The transcript is spliced from 27 exons.